Rotaria sordida is the source of this 462-nucleotide messenger RNA. NCBI's taxonomy places the organism in Eukaryota, Metazoa, Rotifera, Eurotatoria, Philodinida, Philodinidae. The record is from the annotation of a GenBank genome assembly.
AUGACUAAACCACCUAUAAGUUAUAUAGGAUUAAUAAUAUUAGCUAUACAAAAUAGUCCAGAUCAAAAAUGUACUGUAAAUGGUAUUUAUCAAUAUAUUAUGGAUCAUUAUCCUUAUUAUCGAGAAAAUCAAGCAGAAUGGCAACGAUCUAUUCGAUAUAGUUUAGUAUUCAAUGAGUCUUUUAUUAAAGUUGCACGAAAUGAGAAACAACCAGAUACAACAACAAAUGAUACUGAUUGUUUAGAAUCACCAAAACAUGUCAGUGACUUUCCCACUUCAGUCGAAGCUAGUCAAUCAGGUGAUUAUUUAUCAUUCUACAUUCAUCCAUCAGCAUCAACGAAAAUACCAAACUUUAAUUUUUUUGAUACAACGACAGCUGCUGGAAUAUAUGAUUCAACUGUUAGUUCAUUAUCCAAUGGUAGUAAUAAAACUAAUCUUCAUCAUACUGGACAACAUAUCUAA